ACCCUAAACCCACUAGAACCCUUUGAGUCGUCUUAAAGCGCAGCCCUCCCUUCUCCCAAACAGAGCGUCGCCCUAGAGAGCAUCACUCUCACCCUCCUCCUCAAUCAACCAAAAUCAUCAUCAUGCGACCUCCCAGAGGUGGCGGUAGUUUCAGAGGCAACCGCGGUGGCGGAGGUUUCAGAGGCCGCGGCGGCGGAGACUUCAGAGGUGGCCGUGGUGGCUUCCGCGACGAAGGCCCUCCUUCGGAAGUGGUAGAGGUUUCAACGUUUGUUCAUGCAUGUGAGGGUGAUGCUGUCACAAAGCUCACACAUGAGAAGAUACCCUAUUUCAAUGCCCCAAUCUAUCUGCAGAACAAGACUCAGAUAGGCAAAGUCGAUGAAAUUUUUGGCCCAAUUAAUGAAUCUUACUUCUCGGUCAAAGUGAUGGAAGGCAUUGUGGCAACUUCAUAUUCACAGGGUGAUAAGUUCUAUAUUGACCCAGCGAAGCUUCUUCCUCUUGCAAGAUUUCUUCCACAGCCCAAGGGACAGAAACCAGCUUUUUCUCGAGGUGGAGGACGUGGAGGCAGGGGACCUCCAAGGGGUGGCGGCAGAGGUGGAGUUUAUCGUGGCAGGGGACCUCCAAGGGGGGGUGGCAGAGGACCCCCGAGGGGUGGGCGUGGUGGCUUCAGGGGCAGAGGGAGAUUUUAGAGUAACAUUGCUCUCCCCAUUUCAUGUUGUUGCUAUUUCAGAAUGCUUUAGGAUUCACAAAAGUCACAGUUUCAUGCUUGUUUUGGUGGUGACGUGUGGUUUUGUGGAUGUUCAUGUUUAUGUCUAUGUUUAUCUUGCUGAAGAAUUUGUACUGGAUGAAGUUAAUUAUAGAUGUUUAUUUUGAAUUUAUAUAACUU
Molecule: messenger RNA, 883 nt
Organism: Rosa chinensis
Lineage: Eukaryota; Viridiplantae; Streptophyta; Magnoliopsida; Rosales; Rosaceae
Product: putative H/ACA ribonucleoprotein complex subunit 1-like protein 1
Exons: 4
Coding region: 123-686 (187 amino acids)
Biological process (GO): snoRNA guided rRNA pseudouridine synthesis; ribosome biogenesis
Cellular component (GO): box H/ACA snoRNP complex
Molecular function (GO): box H/ACA snoRNA binding
Source: RefSeq, a predicted model, not a curated record